AUCCAAACGAUAUUUCAGAUAUAUUUCUCUCAUCUUAUUUGUGCAGGCAAAUAAAGUCACAUUUCGUAUCUCAAAUCUCCGCGAUUAAACAUCGAGAACGAGAGAGCAAGGGAGCGAGAGGAGCUGAAGGCAGGUAUUGGGAGCGGGAGAUCGCUGCGGCGACGCUGAGAGCAUAGCUGUGUGGCGAAGAUCCGAGAGAAUCGCGGACAAGAAGUUUGUUGAGCCUGUGGAUCCGCCGCUUUUCAUCUUCGGUGUAUUGGGUCGAAGUUCCGAGCAGAAGAUCCGGGCGACGGCUUUGGCGAGCAAAAAUGAUCCAUUUUGUGCUUCUUUUAAGCCGACAAGGAAAGGUUAGACUCACGAAGUGGUACUCUCCAUAUGCACAGAAGGAAAGAUCUAAGGUAAUCCGUGAGCUCAGUGGAGUAAUUCUCGCAAGAGGUCCAAAGCUCUGCAAUUUUGUAGAAUGGAGAGGAUUUAAAGUUGUAUACAGAAGAUAUGCUAGCCUCUAUUUCUGUAUGUGCAUCGAUGCUGAGGACAAUGAGUUAGAGGUUCUUGAAAUCAUUCAUCACUUCGUUGAGAUACUUGACCGUUACUUUGGCAGUGUUUGUGAGCUGGACUUGAUUUUCAAUUUUCACAAGGCGUAUUAUAUAUUGGAUGAGAUUCUGAUUGCUGGCGAACUCCAAGAGUCUAGCAAAAAAGCUGUAGCCCGGAUUAUAGCUGCUCAGGAUUCCUUGGUUGAUACUGCAAAGGAGCAGGCUAGUUCCUUGAGCAAUAUGAUUGCACAGGCUACCAAAUAGAGAUCAAUUCAUGAUUACUUUGAUGUUUGAUAUAGGCUUUGUUUGGACGGCUUUCUUGUUGUUUUCUAAAGCAGCGUUCUAGUA
Molecule: messenger RNA, 878 nt
Organism: Dendrobium catenatum
Lineage: Eukaryota; Viridiplantae; Streptophyta; Magnoliopsida; Asparagales; Orchidaceae
Product: AP-1 complex subunit sigma-2
Exons: 7
Coding region: 309-794 (161 amino acids)
Biological process (GO): vesicle-mediated transport; intracellular protein transport
Cellular component (GO): intracellular membrane-bounded organelle; AP-1 adaptor complex; membrane coat
Molecular function (GO): clathrin-cargo adaptor activity
Source: RefSeq, a predicted model, not a curated record